AUGACAUCGGCGUACAUUGGAGUCGGCGGUUCAGCUGGUGGAGCUCAGUCCGCCUAUUUCGGCGUUGGAGGUGGUCAGACGCCAGCGGCCGGAAACGCGGGCAAGCCCGCCGCGCCUGGAAUGGCGAACCAGUCCGUGUACUUGGGAGCGGCUGGUGCGCCUGGUGCUGGUGGAGCUCAGUCUGCCUACUUUGGUGUUGGUGGCGGUGGUGCUCCGGGAGGUGGUGGCGCUAAGAGUGGAUACUUUGCUCCAACUGGGGCUGCUCCGGCUCCAGGUUAGCGUUUUUGAAAUUUUUCAUUUUUUGUCAAUUUCAAUAUUUUUUAAAUAAAAAAAUUUUUAAACCAUGCUUUCAGGUGCCCCUGUCCCAGCCGGAACUUCAACCAUGACUGCCGUUGGUGGUGCGCCAGGUGGUACUUCGACCAUGACAGCCGUUGGCGGCGCUCCAGGUGGUACCUCUACCAUGACAGCUGUUGGCGGAGUUCCAGGUGCUCCACCAGGUACCUCGACUAUGACCGCCGUUGGCCAGCCCAUGCCAGGAGGUGGCACAUCCACCAUGACUGCUGUUGGACAACCAAUGCCUGGUGGAGGAACAUCGACGAUGACUGCCGUAGGUCAACCCAUGCCAGGUGGUGGUACUAGUACCAUGACCGCAGUUGGUGCCGUUGCUCCAGGUGGUACCUCAACCAUGACCGCUGUUGGUGGUGCACCACCAGGUACAUCAACGAUGACGGCCGUGGGUCAGCCUAUGCCUGGAGGUGGUACAUCGACUAUGACUGCCGUGGGCCAGCCUAUGCCUGGUGGUGGAACAUCUACCAUGACUGCUGUCGGAGCUGUGCCAGGAAAAUCGACGAUGACUGCUGUUGGACAACCAAUGCCCGGUGGUGGAACGUCUACUAUGACUGCUGUGGGUCAGCCAAUGCCUGGAGGUGGUACAUCGACUAUGACCGCCGUCGGUCAGCCUAUGCCAGGUGGAGGAACUUCCACAAUGACUGCUGUUGGAGCCAUGCCAGGUAAAAAUUUUCAUUUUUCGAAAUUUAAAAAAAAAUUUCAAGCUUUGGCUUUUCAAAGGUAGAGACAGUAGAACAACGUAUCAUAGUGAAUGGAAUACUAUAAUAUUUUAAUGAUUACUCUUUGCUUUUUACAGGAAAUUCGACCAUGACUGCUGUAGGCGGCGCUCCAGGUGGUACCUCCACGAUGACCGCCGUUGGUGGUGCUCCACCAGGCACCUCGACCAUGACUGCCGUCGGCCAGCCCAUGCCAGGAGGUGGAACGUCCACUAUGACGGCUGUGGGUCAACCAAUGCCUGGAGGUGGUACAUCGACUAUGACCGCCGUCGGUCAGCCUAUGCCAGGUGGAGGAACUUCCACAAUGACUGCUGUUGGAGCCAUGCCAGGUAAAAAUUUUCAUUUUUCGAAAUUUAAAAAAAAAUUUCAAGCUUUGGCUUUUCAAAGGUAGAGACAGUAGAACAACGUAUCAUAGUGAAUGGAAUACUAUAAUAUUUUAAUGAUUACUCUUUGCUUUUUACAGGAAAUUCGACCAUGACUGCUGUAGGCGGCGCUCCAGGUGGUACCUCCACGAUGACCGCCGUUGGUGGUGCUCCACCAGGCACCUCGACCAUGACUGCCGUCGGCCAGCCCAUGCCAGGAGGUGGAACGUCCACUAUGACGGCUGUGGGUCAACCAAUGCCUGGAGGUGGUACUUCGACCAUGACCGCUGUAGGCCAGCCUAUGCCUGGUGGAGGAACAUCAACCAUGACUGCGGUUGGAGCUGUUCCUGGUAUGUUAUUUUAGGUUUUUUUUUAUUAUUUUUUUUAGUCUAAAUGGCAUUUUUAAAAGUAUUUUUGUGUUUUAUUGAAACUUUUAUUUCAGGAAAAUCGACCAUGACUGCUGUUGGCGGUGCUCCAGGCGGUACUUCCACGAUGACUGCCGUUGGUGGCGCUCCAGCCGGUACUUCAACCAUGACUGCUGUUGGUGCUCCAGGUAAGAGGUUUUUACUCAUUUAUAAUUUUAAAAUUAUUUAUUUUACCUUUUUUAAUGAAACAUGUCACUAUUGUUCAGAAUCGACCAUUUUGAUCAUUUGUGCCCACAUGAUCAAGUGGUUAGCAAGCUUUCUUUUUGUACAAAAGCUGUUGGGUUCGAGUCCGCUUGAAGAAUCUUUGGAUUUUGAAAGUUUUUGAUAAAAAAAAUAUUUUUAGGCUUAAAAAUUUUAAAUGUUUGUUUUGAUUGUUAUUUUAUUAAUAUUUUUGAUCUUUUCAGCUCGUUCCACCAUGACCGCCGCUCCACGUUAA
Bursaphelenchus okinawaensis is the source of this 2287-nucleotide messenger RNA. NCBI's taxonomy places the organism in Eukaryota, Metazoa, Nematoda, Chromadorea, Rhabditida, Aphelenchoididae. The record is from the annotation of a GenBank genome assembly.